Eucalyptus grandis is the source of this 2566-nucleotide messenger RNA. RefSeq names its product DELLA protein GAIP-B. Gene Ontology annotation, biological process: regulation of DNA-templated transcription; negative regulation of gibberellic acid mediated signaling pathway; negative regulation of seed germination. Gene Ontology annotation, molecular function: DNA-binding transcription factor activity; sequence-specific DNA binding. Lineage: Eukaryota; Viridiplantae; Streptophyta; Magnoliopsida; Myrtales; Myrtaceae. The record is from RefSeq and is a predicted model, not a curated record. The transcript has a single exon. Gene Ontology annotation, cellular component: nucleus. The coding region runs from base 237 to 2135 and encodes 632 amino acids.
CUAUUUUCUUCAUUUUUUUAUUCUUGGGUCUCGAUGAUGACGACGACGACGGUGAUGAAGUACUCAAAGCAGCAGUGAAAAAAAAACCAAGGAAGAAAGAAAACCCUCCCUCUCCCAUCCAUGCCCAGAUUCCUCCUCCUCCUCCUACUCCUCCUCACUUCUCCGCUUUCUUGAAUCCGCGCGCUCCGCCGUGCCCCAGAUCCCGGUGACCCCUUCUCCGACGGAGGACGGCGAGGAUGAAGCGAGAGCACCACCACCUCUAUCCCCAGACGGACCCCUCCACCUCGGCCUCCGCCGCCGCCGGGAAGUCCAAGAUGUGGGACGAAGACGGCUGCGGCGGCGGCGGCGACGAUGAGCUCCUGGCCGUGCUGGGCUACAAGGUGCGGUCCUCCGACAUGGCCGAGGUUGCCCAGAAGCUGGAGCAGCUCGAGGAGGUCAUGUUCAGCGCCCAGGAGGACGGCCUCUCCCACCUCGCCUCCGAGACCGUCCACUACAACCCCUCUGACCUCUCCUCCUGGCUCGAGAGCAUGCUGUCCGAGUUUAAUCCCCUGCCGCCGCCCCCCGGCGGGUUCGGCGGCGGACCCCUCUCCGUCCCCGUCGCCGCCGCGCCGCCGCGGCCGCAGCCCGUGGGCGACCCGUUCCUCCCCCGCGCGGAGUCCUCCUCCAUCACCACCGUUGACUUCGGGGCGGACCAGCGGAUGCAGAGCAGCUGCGGGAGGAGCUCGCAGAUGAACGAGCCGCGCCCGGAGAUCGGCUCGUCCGGGAUCGUGUUCGAUGAGGAGUCGUCUUCCGAUUACGAUCUCAAGGCUAUUCCCGGUAAGGCCGUGUUCGGCCGCGCCCAAGCGCAAGCGCAAGCGCAGACCCGCACCCGCCUCGCUUCUACGUCUUCUUCUUCCACCUCCUCGAGCGCCGUCACCGCCAAGCGCUUCAAAUCCUCUCCCAGCGACGCGGCCGUCGGAGCCGCCCCGGAAUCGAGCCGGCCGGUCGUCCUGGUGGACUCGCAGGAGAAUGGGGUCCGGCUCGUGCACGCGCUCAUGGCCUGCGCGGAUGCCGUCCAGCAGGACAACCUCAGCAUCGCGGAGGCGCUGGUGAAGCAAAUCGGGUUCCUGGCGAUCUCGCAGGCCGGGGCGAUGAGGAAGGUCGCCACUUUCUUCGCGGAGGCGCUGGCGCGGCGGAUCUACCGGGUCUACCCGCAGAACCCGCCGUUGGACCACUCCCUCACCGACGCCCUCCAGAUGCACUUCUACGAGACCUGUCCUUACCUCAAAUUCGCCCACUUCACCGCGAACCAGGCCAUCUUGGAGGCCUUCGAGGGCAAGAGCCGCGUCCACGUCAUCGACUUCAGCAUGAACCAGGGCCUCCAGUGGCCGGCGCUGAUGCAGGCCCUCGCCCUCCGCCCCGGUGGGCCGCCCACCUUCCGCCUCACGGGGAUCGGCCCCCCCGCCCCGGACAACUCCGACCGCCUCCAGGAGGUGGGGUGGAAGCUGGCCCAGCUGGCGGAGACCAUCCACGUCGAGUUCGAGUACCGCGGGUUCGUCGCCAACAGCCUCGCCGACCUCGACGCGUCGAUCCUGGAGCUGCGGCCGAGCGACGCCGAGGCGGUGGCGGUCAACUCGGUGUUCGAGCUGCACAAGCUGCUGGCCCGCCCGGGGGCGAUCGAGAAGGUUCUGGGCGUGGUGCGGCAGGUGCGGCCGGCGAUCGUGACGGUGGUCGAGCAGGAGGCCAACCACAACGGGCCGGUCUUCGUGGACCGCUUCAACGAGUCGCUGCACUACUACUCCACCUUGUUCGACUCCCUGGAGGGCUGCGCCAGCACGCAGGACAAGGCCAUGUCGGAGGUCUACCUCGGGAAGCAGAUCUGCAACGUGGUGGCGUGCGAGGGCGCCGACCGGGUCGAGCGCCACGAGACCCUCGCCCAGUGGCGGGUCCGCCUCGGCGGCGCCGGGUUCGUCCCGGCCCACCUCGGGUCGAACGCGUUCAAGCAGGCGAGCAUGCUGCUGGCCCUGUUCGCCGGCGGGGACGGGUACCGGGUGGAGGAGAACGGCGGUUGCCUGACGCUCGGGUGGCACACGCGGCCGCUCAUCGCCACCUCGGCGUGGCGGCUCGGCGGCCCGAGCGCCGGAGCCGCCCACUGAUUCCGGCGGCCCCCACCACCACCACGACGGGGAGGCCUAGUGGUGCGUCGACGUGCAGCGCUGAGCUGGUUUCAGACGCUGACAGAGACACCCCACUCACCGCUUGUCUCCGGCCCCUCCACCCCCACGACCACCACAAAAAAAAAAAAAAAAAGAGGGUCCAUCCAGAAAAAGAGAUUGAAAAAAAAUUAGGAAAAAUUGCUAGUUUUUUUCUUUUUAGGUCGAGUCAGUAGCUUUUUCUUUUUUCAAACCCCUUUUGUAACUUUUUUUUUUUUUGUAAUUUCGAGGGACAUAUUCAAGAGGGUCAAUGUGUAAUUUAUGGGUGCUGUAGCUGGUGUGGUGUAAUAAGGGAAUGGAACAAAAGCUAUUUUCGGACUUGUCCUUUGAUUCCUGCUAGUUUCUGGCAAUGAAAUGAUGUGUUAAAACAAAAA